Cornus florida is the source of this 1785-nucleotide messenger RNA. Its product is annotated as peroxisomal adenine nucleotide carrier 1. Gene Ontology annotation, biological process: peroxisome organization; fatty acid beta-oxidation; ATP transport. NCBI's taxonomy places the organism in Eukaryota, Viridiplantae, Streptophyta, Magnoliopsida, Cornales, Cornaceae. The coding region runs from base 277 to 1254 and encodes 325 amino acids. The transcript has 4 exons. Gene Ontology annotation, cellular component: peroxisomal membrane. The record is from RefSeq and is a predicted model, not a curated record. Gene Ontology annotation, molecular function: ADP transmembrane transporter activity; ATP transmembrane transporter activity.
AUGAUGGAAGAAAUCUUUACGUUUCUUAAAAAAACCAUAUGAUUGUAGCGAUGGGACAAUUGCGUUUCUCUCUCUUCCCAUCGCUUUCUCCGACACAUGCAUUUCCAUUUCCAGCUACCUUCUACGCCUAAUUUCUCUCUCUAAUUGAUCUAUGCCGGGGUUUGAUCACUCGGUGCCUCCACUUCAUCUCUUUCUCUCUCUAUAUAUAUAGCAUAUAUAUAAGUUAUAUAUUUAUAUUUGUUAAUUUGAUCGCCUUCGCUAUAGAAGAAGAAGAAGAUGACUGUUGAUUUUGAAUCUAUAUCGGAGGCGACAUCAGGAGCUAUUGGAGCUCUGUUGAGCACAACAAUCUUGUACCCACUCGACACCUGUAAAGCUAAGUACCAAGCAGAGGUUGGAGGCCAUGGUCAGGCAAAAUACAGGAACCUAUCAGAUGUUUUUUUGGAAGCAAUAUCAACUGGUAAGGUUCUUUCAUUGUACCAGGGCCUUGGGACAAAGAACUUGCAGUCCUUCAUUUCACAGUUCAUCUACUUCUAUGGCUAUAGUUAUUUCAAAAGACUAUAUGUGGAAAGGAGUGGUUCCAAAUCCAUUGGAACUAAAGCAAACUUACUUCUUGCUGCUGCUGCUGGGGCUUGCAAUGCAUUUGUGACUCAGCCCCUGGAUACAGCUUCCUCAAGGAUGCAGACAAGCACGUUCGGGAAAUCGAAAGGGCUAUGUCAAACCCUUACAGAAGGCAGUUGGAGUGAAGCAUUUGAUGGCCUUGGCAUCUCUCUUCUUUUGACUUCUAACCCUGCCAUUCAGUAUACAGUUUUUGAUCAGCUGAAACAAAGACUCUUGAAGAGAAAGCAGAAUAUAACAACGAAGGACUCACCCCAAGAAUCCCUUUCUGCCUUUUCAGCUUUCAUUGUAGGUGCAAUUUCUAAGAGCAUUGCUACCAUUUUGACAUAUCCGGCUAUCAGGUGCAAGGUUAUGAUUCAAGCUGCAGACUCAGAUUCUGAUGAGACCAAGAAAGCUAGGCGAAAGUCCCGCAAAACGUUGUCUGGCGUUUUUUAUGCUAUUUGGAGAAAAGAAGGGGUGCUUGGAUUUUUUAAGGGACUGCGAGCUCAGAUCCUGAAGACUGUACUAAGCUCAGCGUUGCUUUUGAUGAUAAAGGAGAAAAUCAGCGCGACAACUUGGGUCCUAAUACUUGCAAUAAGAAGGUAUCUACUGUUCUCACAGGCUAAGACGCAGGGUAGAAUAAAAAAUGCUUUACAGUAGUGAUAGCAAAGGUCAAAUGCUUAGGUUACCCUAAAAAAUAAAAUAAAAUAAAAAGAAGUCAUGGGUUGAUUGUACAUAAUGAUUUCAUUUGGGAUGAACAAAAUGAAAGACAUCCGAGGAGCUGGUUUCAUCCCUCCAACUGGAAGUAUCGAGCGGAGGCUAACAUUGUGCUUUUUGUUCAAGAAUAAUCAGGCAUAGGCUUGCACAAGACAGUAAGAAUAGUUUCUUUUGUUGGUUGAUCCUUAAAAGUAGUUUCAUUUCUAGAAUAAUCUGAUGCAGGACAUAUUAUUAUGUCAAAAAGAAAUAUCAAUAAAAGAAAAACAAAAUUGUCAUCAUUUGUGUCAUUUGACUCUCAGAAAUUGGGAUCCUGUGUUCUGAACUAUUCGUAUGAAUUUAGGAUUCAUUUAUUAGGUUUGUGUUUGGGCAUCAUAUGAAAAAUGUUAUGUCUUACAAAGUGUCGUGGAAAUAUUUUACAAGGCAAAUGAAUGAAUUUUACUUGGAAGAAUCUAUAUACAUACAGGUUUUGUCUUA